Molecule: messenger RNA, 2930 nt
Organism: Electrophorus electricus (electric eel)
Lineage: Eukaryota; Metazoa; Chordata; Actinopteri; Gymnotiformes; Gymnotidae
Gene: postnb
Product: periostin, osteoblast specific factor b
Biological process (GO): cell adhesion; extracellular matrix organization
Cellular component (GO): extracellular matrix
Molecular function (GO): cell adhesion molecule binding
Source: RefSeq, a predicted model, not a curated record
GAGCUCACAUCUCUUCCUGAGCUGCCACCGAAACAGAAGCGAGGAUGAAGCUCUUCUUCGCUGCCACCCUCACACUCUUCGCGCUCUCUGCCCUGGACCAUGUGGACUCUUCGGCUUACGAUAAAAUAGUGGCCCACAGCCGCAUCAGGGCGAAGAAGCAGGGACCAAACAUGUGCGCUCUUCAGCAAGUGGUCGGGACCCAGAAGAAGUACUUCAGCACGUGCCGUAACUGGUACAAAGGAUCCAUCUGCGGAAGGAAAGCCUCUGUGCUGUAUGAGUGCUGCCCAGGAUACAUGAAACUAGAGGGAAUGCAUGGCUGUCCUGCUGUUGCUCCAAUUGACAACGUGUAUGGUACCCUCGGCCUGGUGAACGCCGUCACAACGCAGCAGUUCUCGAACAUGUCUAAGCUGAGGCAGGAGAUCGAGGGACCAGGGUCGUACACUUUCUUCGCCCCCAGUAACGAUGCCUGGGAUCUAAUCGAUCCGGAAGUGAGAAGCGCUUUGGUGAGCAAUGUUAACAUUGAGCUAUACAAUGCUCUGCAUUACCACAUGGCCAACAAACGCUUCCUAACUAAAGACUUGAAGAACGGAAUGUCCAUCAACUCCAUGUACAAUGACCUGAGUCUGCACAUUAACCACUACCCCAACGGUAUCGUCACAGUGAACUGUGCUAGGAUCAUUUACGGGAACCAGGUGGCCACCAAUGGCGUGGUGCAUGUUAUCGACCGCGUCAUCACCGCGGUGAGCAACACUAUCCAGGACGUGAUUGACGUCGACAUUGACCUGACCACACUGAGCAAUAUAGCUACCACCUCUGGCCUCACAGACAAGCUUGGAGAGCCGGGCCACUUCACGCUCUUUGCCCCUACCAACGAUGCCUUUUCGAACCUGGACAGAGAAGUUUUGGACAGACUUAUGGGUGACAAGAAUGCCCUCCAAGCCCUGCUCAAAUACCACCUGCUGGACUCGGUACAAUGCUCCGAGGCCAUUAUGAGUGGCACCUCAUAUGAGACUCUGGAGGGUACCAACAUCGAGAUCGGCUGUGGCGGCGACAGCCUCACCGUCAACGGCAUCAAGAUGGUGCUGAAGAAGGACAUCGUCACGACCAACGGUGUCAUCCACCUCAUCGACCAGGUCCUCAUGCCAGAUUCAGCAAAACAGGUGAUGGAGCUGGUGGGUCCAUCGCAGUCCACGUUCGGUGAUAUGGUUUCAGAGCUGGGUCUCUCAGCCGCCAUGAGACCACAGGCUGAGUACACGCUCCUGGCCCCAGUCAAUGCAGCCUUCACAGAUGAGGUCAUGUCCAUGGACCAGCACUUGUUAAAGAUCAUCCUCAAGAACCACAUUCUGAAGCAGAAGAUCAUGCUUGGUGAGCUCUUCAACGGCCAGCGUCUGGAGACCGUUGCAGGGAACUUCCUCAGGGUGUUUGUCUAUCGCACGGCUGUUUGCAUCGAGAAUGCUUGCUUGAUUCGAGGAAGCAAAGAAGGUAACAAUGGGGCUCUCCAUCCCAUGAGGACCCUGAUCAAACCGGCCGAGGCCACCAUGUUCAAACUGCUGACUGAACACAAGAGCUUCAAGAUCUUUUUGUCUCUGAUGGAGGCGGCUGGGCUGACAGACUUGCUGAAGCAGAGCGGGGAUUUCACACUGUUCGCCCCAACUGACGAGGCUUUCGCCAGCCUCAGCCAAAGGGACCUCUCUAUUUUAAAAAGUGACCGGAAUGCUCUCAGGGCCAUCCUGCUGUACCACUUAAGCAACGGCACCUUCAUUGGUGGCGGCUUAGAGACUGGAGUCACCAACCUCCUCAGGUCUAUCCAGGGCAGCAACCUCAAAGUCCUGUAUGCAAACAACUCCAUGCAGGUGAAUUCCGUGCAAGUCCCUCUGCCAGAUCUCAUGGCUACCAACGGGGUUGUUCACGCUGUCAAGAACUUCCUGUAUCCUGAAGAUGUUCCAGUUGGAAACCAGGAGCUUCUCAACCUCCUGAAAAGGAUCAUCAGGUUCAUUCAGAUCAAGUUUGUAUCAGGAUACAGAUUUCAGGAGAUCCCUCUCACCUUCAUGGUGACCAGAGUAACUGAGCGAGAGCCCACUAUUACUAAAGUUACUCGAGUCAUCGAAGGGGAGCCAAGCUUCACCAAGGUUACGAGGGUCAUCGAAGGGGAGCCAAGCUUCACCAAGGUUACGAGGGUCAUUGAAGGGCCCAAGUCGGAGAUCUCUAGCUUCAGUACAGAUACAGAGAGACUUAGAGAGGGAUCAAGACGAGUACCUGGAAGGCGAGUGCCAGCUGGAAUCAGGAGGAGAACCCGGAUGACCAGUCCUGUCCAGGUGCAGUAAGAGGAGAAACAAGGAACCCUUGAGUGUUUGAAGAAAAACAAAGGUCCAAGGGACAUGGAAUCAGUUGUUUAAGAAAAACAUGAGCUUCCCUCAUGAGAUGUUUUAAGAUCAGUAUUGUUGGAACUUGGUGUAAACCAAGCGUAGAGACAAACGCAAUGUUGAUCAUCAGUAUUUGUUGUUUUUACCAGAGAGGGAAUCAUUUGUGUUAAAAUAUAUCUGGUCAAAACAGGGAUGUUAAAAGGUCCCUCUGUAUGUAAGUAUCUUUUAAAGAAUAUUUUGUAGAGGGUUGCAUUAGAAACAACAGACUAUUGCAGAAAACUCACUUAGGAUCACAUGCGAUGUGGGAAAGGAAGAAACAAACCAAAGGAUGAACUUAAUUGUAUUUCUAAAAAGUGUGUGCAUGUGAAACACCUGUGAGUUUACUGCAACAGUUCUGUUUGGGGGAAUAUCUAUCUGUGUCCAGGUUUUGUUGGAUUGAGGUUUACUUCUGCAUGGCCAACGAUUUUAUGGUGCUCAUGUUCAGUAUUGUUUUUUUUCCAUUAAAGAAUAAAAUUGUUUGCAACAUUUUGAUAAUAAAAAUGGCUACUUUCUCUUUGGCUGAUCAUU